Messenger RNA from Oxyura jamaicensis (ruddy duck), 3308 nucleotides. RefSeq names its product coiled-coil domain containing 13 (gene CCDC13). Gene Ontology annotation, biological process: non-motile cilium assembly; cytoplasmic microtubule organization. The transcript has 16 exons. The record is from RefSeq and is a predicted model, not a curated record. The coding region runs from base 143 to 2290 and encodes 715 amino acids. NCBI's taxonomy places the organism in Eukaryota, Metazoa, Chordata, Aves, Anseriformes, Anatidae. Gene Ontology annotation, cellular component: centriolar satellite.
CGCGGUCCGGGCCUUCGGCGCGUUGCUAUAGCAACCGUGUGAAGCCGCGGCCUAGCCGGGAGCCCAAAGCCUGGGCCCGGGCCUUGCUCCGGGGCCGCCGCCGCCGCCGGUCUGGGGGCUGCGGGGGGCGGCGUAGUAAACCAUGGAGUCACAGCUAAAAGCACAGGAGCAUUUUAAAAGCCAGUUUAAGGCUCUUCAGGAACAACAGCAAAGAAAGCUGCAGAAUCUAAUGGAGAGGAAAAAGGACAAGCAGAGCAGUCAGAAGGUUAACAAUGGCAAUGCAAAGGAGACUUUCGCCAUCCCGAAUGAUCUAAAGCUGUUUGAAACAGACCAACCUGUGACUGAAGAUGACAGCAAAAGGUUGCUUGAAGUUGAGAACGAGCAACUUCAGGAUCAGCUUCGAGAGGUCCGGGAUGAGAACUGCAGGCUGUACAAACUGGUGAAAGAGAAAGAGUUUGAAAUAAAGCAACUCCAGAAAAAAAUGCAGGAGGACAGAUUGGCUUUGUCAGGGACGUCUGGUUUAGCGGGGGACGUUGCCGCUGCUAAAAUCGUUGAACUGGCCAAAAAGAAUCGUGAGAUAACUGCCGAGACUGAGAGCGAAAAAGCCAAAGUGAAGCAACUAAAUAACAAAGUCAAAGAGCUGGAGAGAGAACUACAGACAGCUGUGGAAAAAAUACAUUCCCUUGGUGGUGAUGAUGCGGGAAUCAAGCAGUCAACUCUGAAGAAGAUAGAAGGAAACUCGGCCGAGAGUCCAGAGGUGAAAGCAUUGCAAGAAAAAUUAACCACGGCCAACUUUAAAGUGAUGGAGUAUCGUAACCAGCUCCAGUCUGCAAAGCACGAACUGAAGAUGACGCAAAAGCUUUUAGCAAAUGAAGUUGGUGAAGAUGUGAAUAUUCAGAGUCUCUUGACCAAUUCUGGCAGCUGGCGUGGACGAGCCCAGCAAAUUCUUGUUCUCCAAAGCAAGGUUCGAGAGCUGGAGAAUCAGCUGGGUCAAACCAAGAGCAGAACAUCACUGAGUGAAAUCGAUGAGGAGCUGCUGGCACUGACUGAUCCGAGGAAGUUGUCAGCUCAAGAGAAGAACUUGCUGAAGAUUCGCAGCUUGGAAAAAGAAAAGAAAGAAGCCUUGGAGAAACUCACUGGGGAACACGGUGCUCUCCAAAAAAAUCACGAGGAAGUGAAAAAAAAACUCGACGCAUCAAAAGCCAGGAACAAAGUGCUGUGCAGCGAAGUGAAAACCCUGAAGGGACAGCUUGUAACCCUGCUGGAGAAAGGAAAACACGACGAUGAGCUCAUAGAUGCCUUACUGAGCCAGCAGAAGCAAAUGCAGGAGAUCUUAAAGCACCUGAGCCAGCAGGAUGAGAAGAACAAGGAGUCCCAGCAGAUGCUAGGGCAGCACUUGAACAACGAGGCUCAGAAGCAAAACUGCCUCAUAGAGCAGCUCAGACGGCUGGUGGCUGAACGAGAGGCAAAAGUGAAAGAGCUGGAAGAGGAGAUUGGGCAACUCACACUUCAGAAGAAAUCUGCCCAUCAAGGAGACGAUCCAGGAGCUGCUGUCGUACCACCCUCCGAGCAAUCAGAAGAUCCACGUUUUACUCUGCUUAAGCCUCUGACAUCAGGCGGCGAUCAGGCUGGAAGGACUGAAUCUGCUCGCACAGUGUCCAAGAUGGGCCAUAUGCUCAUAGAGUCGGCAGCUACUCAACCUCCCCUUCUCAGCAAUAACAUCCCACCUGGAAGGCUUGCUGGCACUGACGGCCUGGAUUUCAAAGUGCUGCAGACGCAGAUCACAGAGCACAAGGCUCUCUGCCAGGCUGCUGAAGUGGAAAGAGACAGACUCCUGGAACUGGUCACGGUGCUGCAGAAAAGGGUGGAGGAAAGCAGCGAUAAAGUCUUGGAAGUUGAGAAGAGGCUGCAGGAAGAGCGGCGGCGAUGUGUCCUUUUGGAGCAGCAGCUUGAAAAACUACAAGUGGAUCCUGGGAGGAACACAAGUACACAGAAACCUCCUCUGAGGAGCAAAACAGGCCAAUCUAGUCACUCAAGACUCACCUUGAACAUGAGUGAUAGGAAAGAGCUCUCCGCAGCCCAGCUCUCCAGGCUGCCUCUGGAAUCGCAGAUAGAGGAGCUGAGCACGAGGCUUGUGAUCCAGCUGGAUGAGAACGAAGCGCUGAAGGCUGCUUUGGAGACUACUGUGAGAAAGAAAGAGGAAGACUUUAAACUGUACCAGGACACAAUGGACCAAGUGAAGGAUAUCUUUCUACAGGCCAUUCGGCAGCAGAAACAAGAGAAGAGCUAAGCAAGAUAUUCAGAGUCCUUUGGACUGCAAAGCAGGGAGAGAGCGAGCCCAGGCAGCGUGCCCACGGAUUGAAAUGCAGUGGAAGUGUAGUUUUGCAGCCUCAGAUCAUGUCGCGUCGUUAGCAUUUGCAGGAGAGGAUGAGAAAUGGAAAUUAAAUACAAAAAGACUGAAGAUUUUGCAUGUCAGCGGAUUCGGAGUUAGCAAGCACCUGGCUUUCAGGCUGCACGUGUCAUAGUUGGGUGCAGUUUAGGAAGCUGCACUUCUGCGGUGUGAUUUUAGGCAAAACCUCCCUAGCUUCCAAUGAGUUUUCCUAGAGAGGGCUCAAUAUUCAUUAUGCUGCUGCUUUUAUCAGCACACGAAGGAAUUUGCCGUACACAAGUUACGCCAGCCCCCUCCCAAAGCUGUGCCAAGAACAAACGGAGUUCUUUGUGCAUCUGCACAUUGACACCUGCCCAUCUGGGGUUUUCUGUAGUGCUUAAGUGCUGAGGGAGCAGGUUAGCCUGGCAUAUGGGUAUUGGCAGGAGCAUUUUGUGUGGUCUCUGUUGACAAUCCCAGCUUGUUUCUUUGCUUGAACAUACUGGCAGAGUUUUCUGAAGCUCAGUAGAGUUUCCGCUGGAAAGGAAAACUGGGCAGAUUGCUCCCACAAUCAGUAGGACUUACCUUAAAUCCAGCUCCCUGUACCAGCUCACGUGAAGCUUGCCAUCCAGAUUAUCAAUUCCCAAAUUUCUGGGUCUCUGCAGGCUUGCAUCAGGCAGAUCUUGCUCUCAUUAGGAAGAAAUGUUAGUGGAACACUGACAGGUUUUUACUACAGUAGAGGAGGGACUUUUGGAGGUGCUGAAAACUCUCGCAUCUUGCCCUUUUCUCUUGCAGCGUGGUGAGAACACCAAACGCAAGCUAAUAAGGCAUUAACGUGCAGGCUGCCAGCAGAGAGCCAGCCUUGGGGACUGCAAGCCAAUGGAGAGCGAGUCAUUUCUGAAUAGUGCCGCUUUGUUUUUCAGAUGAAAGUCUUUUGAAAGCU